AUGAUCCUAAACUUAAUUCUAGCAGUGAUAGGCGUUUAUAAUGGAAUUUCCUAUUUCUUUUUAAUGAAUCCAACUCUCUUACAUAAAUAUAAAGAUAAGUUACAAUUACCACAGCCACCAACAAACCAAAAGAAAUAUGUCCUAUCUCACAGAGCUGGUGCAUAUGAAAAGCCAGAGAGUACAGUUCAGGCUUUCUAGCAUUCGGAAUCGAUUGGAGUUCAUAUAAUUGAGACAGACAUACAAAUUACUUCAGAUAAUGUCCUUAUUGCAUAUCAUGAUGAGGAUUUUAUUAGGGCAUGUGGUGUUGAUGCUAAAGUUAUUGAAACUCCUUCAACAAGCCUUCCAUAACUAAAGGAUUCCAUUCCAAUAUGGUUUUCAUAUGAUGAUUCCUAUGAAAUGCAGUCUGGAGACUCCAGAUAAAUUGCAACCUUAUCUUAACUAUUCGCAGCAGUACCAAGUAGCACUGUUAUUGUAUUGGAAUUAAUAAAUGCAGAAAAUUAAGUUGCUUAGUAGCAACUGAUUAAUCUAAUUUAAAGCAAUAAUAGAAAAAGUACCACAGUAAUUGGGACAAUUGAAAGUAAAUAUAAUGCUUAAUUGAAUGCGAGAGAUCCAACUGUUCCUAUAUUUAUGCCUUCUGGAAAGGUCAUUUAAUACUUUUUACUUUAUGUUUUUGGACUUCUGCCAUUUGUUCCGAUUUCAGAGGAUUUUGCUUCAAUUCCAUAUAUGAGUGCCCAAUAUGCUUAUGCUAGAAUGAAAAAUAUGCCAAGCCUCUAUAGUGUACUUUACAUUGCUGUGACUUGGAUCAUAAGUCAUCUCUGCGAUAACAUGAUAAAGCAUUUUAACAAGAGAGGUAUUUACACUAACUACUAUGUUGCAAACCUAGAACGUGAUAUAGAAAAGAUUUAUAGAGGAACAAGUGCAAUGGGAGUAAUGACAGAUAAACCUACACUAGCUAUUAAUAUUCUCAAUAAAUUACCCUGA
Molecule: messenger RNA, 981 nt
Organism: Stylonychia lemnae
Lineage: Eukaryota; Ciliophora; Spirotrichea; Sporadotrichida; Oxytrichidae
Source: the annotation of a GenBank genome assembly